Molecule: messenger RNA, 2369 nt
Organism: Sinocyclocheilus anshuiensis
Lineage: Eukaryota; Metazoa; Chordata; Actinopteri; Cypriniformes; Cyprinidae
Product: vegetative cell wall protein gp1-like
Exons: 1
Source: RefSeq, a predicted model, not a curated record
UUCAUCGGUGUAAUGGGCGGGAUGCCCCCCCGAGGAGUCCCAUCUUCUGUAACUCCUACACCCUCGCCCUCCACUAUUGGACCGACUGCUGUGGGCAUGGCUCCUUUAGGGGGUGGAGUUGCAAAAACUCCUCCUACACCUGCCUCGUCAGUGCCCGCCCCCCUGCAGGCUGGAAGGACACUUUAUUACAGUCUCCGCCUCCACACAGAACCCACAACAUUACCUGUCCAUAAAGCCCCUCCUCCCUCUUCAGCAGUGGCGGCGACGUCCGUCGAAGGGCACAAUGUUGGCUCUGCUCCGCAGGGGGCCAAAGAGUCUUUACUACGUCAUGUUGGAGGAGGCAGCACCCAGGGCCUUCCCAUGAUUGGUCGGCUUACCCAGGAGGCCAGACUGCUCUCCGCCUCCCAGCCGACUCUCCCCCACCGCAGCUGGGCGAGCGUGCAACCUCACCCGCCUCUCCAUCGCAAAGCAUCCGGAGGAAACCUGCUUCCGGCACCCUUCGCUUUGUCAUCAGGACUUGCUAGAGGAGGAAGUGCAGGUGUUUUGAGCUCAAACGCGCCUGGUGCCACACAGGUGCCGACACAAACACCCCUGCUGUUGGCACACACACCUCCACUCACAUCAGCUCCAGGAUCAAAUCCGUCACCCCUUGCCCCCUUCUCGUUCUCCUCAAAGCAAACCCCUCUUUAUUCCACCAACCCUCCUUUAUCCCUUGCGGCCACAUCUUCUGGUCUAGGGGUUCCUCAAACCCAGCGAGCCAAAUCAGGCACUCCGAUACCUACUCCUCCUUCAACCUCUCCUCCUCCUUGCCUACGCCCUCCUUCUCCCUCUCAGUCCACCUCCACCUCUCCAACUUCACCUUCCGGCACCUCUUUGGCUCAGAAUUCCCGUACCAAACUCUCUCAGACGCCUCCUCCACCGUCCCCGUUAUCCUGCACCACCAACUCAACGCCCACCAUCACUCCUUCUCAAACCCCCACCCCGACCCGAACCCCAACCCCUGUUCAAACCCCUAUUCAGACCCCCACCCAAUCUAGAACACCAGUGGCCAUCCAAACCCAAUCCCAGGGUCGGUGUCCAACUCCCGUCCAGAUCCCAGCAGCUGCACAAGCUCCGACCUCAACCUCCAUUCAGAGUCUGCUUCCCACUCAGACUCCAAGUAAACCUAUGAGUUCCACCAUGGGUCAGAGUGCUGCUGUCCAGAUGCCAGCCGCUGUCCAUGUUCUUGGUCCUCCUUCGACUUGUUCUGCAGUCUCCAGUCAAACCCAAACCUCAACUACCAUACAGACUCUGAGCCCUUCCUGGACCCCAGGCUCUCCUAUCAAUACCCCAGCCCAAAGUGGACCGUCAACCCCUGUUCUGACCCAAUCGCAGACACAAGCUCCACUUGCUAAAGCCCCUGCUGCUGCACCAUCACCUUCUCCCUCAUCAACUCCAUCUCCAGCUGCUUCACACCCACAGAAGCUCGCUGCUAGCCAGACUCAGACCUUAAACGUUCUGUCCACUCCAACCUUAAGUCCAUCUUCCAUUCCUGCUUCCACUGCCUCCUCAUCUACAGUCCUCCAGUCCAUCUCCACUUCAACAAAAGAGGCAAAGAAAGACCAGUUUGAAUUGCAGCGGUCUGACUGGUGAACCAAUGUAUUCAUGUUGAUUUCUAGCAAAACAUGCAAGAUACAGUGGAUUUCCUUGCUUGUGGAGCCCCAAACACUGCACAUUCUGCAUGUUUCACACCUGAUUCAGGUCAUCAGCUCUUUAGUAGAGACUCCAAGACCUGAAAUUGGUAUGUAUCAGACAAAGGAGACAUUGAAAAUGUACAGUGUUUGGGGACCUCCAGAAACAGGGAUAGGAACCACUGUGCUAGAGAACCAGCAUGAUGUUUCUACAGAGGCCCUAAAGUCAUACUUGAGUAUAAACGCUGGUCUUUUCAACAGGGAUCUGGUAAAUUAAUGCUUUUAAAUUUUUCACAGAAUAGACCCACAUUCUGUCAUUUGCCAAAAAUGUCUUAAAGGGAAUGUAACAACUGCAAAACUGCCACUACUUUAAGAUGCAUUUGCACAGCCUUGUUAAAAAUAAAAAGUAUCAGAACACCAGAGAACGUUUUAUAAGACAUAUAACAUCUCCUCCAGAACACAAAUAGCAUUUUCGGAUCAGAUCACUCACAACCUGGAGACUAUAAAAUGACCUCUCUAAGCCGAGCACCAGCUAGGGAAUUACCAUCACACCUUCUGUCAUUCAAUAUUAGUGACUGAACUUUUGUCACAGGAUUAGAAAUAUAGCAAAUCUUUUUGCACUUUAGUUCAUGAGUCUAAUAUAAAGUGUCCUGGAAUCCUUUGGGCACCAUACUGGAAUAAUAAAUUUUGAGUCUGGAA